CCUACCCGGGGCGGCGGGGGCGUCUCUCCCCGCUCCCCGGGAGCACUGGCCGCGCUGGAUGCGCCGCCGGUUUCCAGUUACCGCGAUGCCGGGCGGCGGGGCGGGAGGAGCCGCGGCGGUGCCGCCACUGCCCCUGCUGCAAUGAGUGAUGCUGCCGGGGGCGGCGGCGGCGGCGGCGGCGAAGCGCAGAGCCACCGCGGCUCCUCCGCCGGCGGCCGCGGGAGCAGCGGCUCUACCUCGCCCGGGCGGCGGCGGGGCGCGGCGGCGGGCGGCGGGCCGGGGGCGGCCGGGGGGCCCGGGGCCGGCGGGGACAGCAGCAUGCCGGCGGGUGAGGGGGACAAGGAGGAGGCGACGUCGCCUCCUCGCUCCGCCGCCCUGCUGCGGUGGGACGAGGUGCCCGAGGACUUCGUGGAGUGCUUCAUCCUCUCGGGCUACCGGCGGCUGCACUGCUCGGCGCAGGAGUGCCUGGCCUCGGUGCUGCAGCCCACCAACGAGACCCUCAACUUCUGGACCCACUUCAUCCCACUGCUGCUCUUCCUCAGCCGCUUCGGGCAGCUGCUGCUGCUGCGGGGUGCUGGGGACGUGCCCUUCCAUCACCCGGCCCUGCUGCCCCUCUGGUGCUACGCCUCCGGGGUGCUGCUCACCUUCGCCAUGAGCUGCACGGCCCACCUCUUCAGCUGCCUCUCCCCGCGCCUCCGCGCCGCCUUCUUCUACCUGGACUAUGCUUCCAUCAGCUACUACGGCUUUGCCAGCACCGUGGCCUACUCCUACUACCUGCUGCCAGGGCUGAGUCUGCUGGAUGCUGGCGCCAUGAGCCACUACGUGCAGCAGCGGCUGGGCUGGCAGCUGGACUGCAGUCUGCCCAUCGCGGCCUACCGUGCCCUGGUGCUGCCUGUGGCCCUGGCGCUGGCCGUGGGCUGCACAGCCGCCUGCUGCCGCAGCCGCGCCGCCUGCUGCGCCUACCCCUUUGCUGUGCGCACCUUCGUCUUUGCCAUGCCGCUGAGCAUGGCCUGCCCCAUCAUGCUGGAGAGCCUCCUCUUUGACCUCCGCACCCGCAACCCCACGCUCUUUGUCUACUUCUACCGGCGCUACUGCUGGCUGCUGGUGGCCGCUUUCUUCAACGUCAGCAAAAUCCCCGAGCGAAUCCAGCCAGGGCUCUUCGACAUCGUGGGGCACAGCCACCAGCUUUUCCACAUCUUCACCUUCCUCAGCAUCUACGACCAGGUGCACUACGUGGAGGAUGGGCUGGCCGAAUUCCUUAAGGCACCCCUGGCUGCCCCCACCUACCUGGGCACCGUGGGGUAUAUGCUGCUCCUGAUGCUCUGCCUGGCCAUGGUCGUCAGGAGGUUCCUCAAUGUCGCAGACCUCUGCAAGCAGGACUAGCCGGGACAGUGACCACCAUACCAGUGACCCUCAGGCCGAUGACCUUCAGACUGGCAACCCUCACAUUGGCCCCACCGUGUCCUGAAGAUGCUGUGAAACCUGGGGAAAAUGCACCUGUGGAAGAGCCAGAUCCCUUUUGCAGAGGGUUGCCAGAGAAAAUGACCAUGGCGGAACUGCUCGUGCUCUUUAAACUACUAGGUUACCAGGGGAAGCAAGCAAACGCUUACUGGUAUGUUGCUGCUUAGAGUAUAAAGCUGAAAUAAUUUAGCUCUGCUGCUAGGAAGAAUGCAUGAACUGUGAAUGCCACUUACUAAUUUCAUAACAAUUAGGUUUAAACUAGCUCUGUAUAUACAUGUAUAUAUAUUUAUAUAUCUAGCUAUAUAUUUAUUAGCUACAUAUAUAUGUGUAUAUAUAUGUAUACACCUGAAGACACUUGUGCAAUGAUUACUCAUAGACUUUUAAUCAACUCUUGUGUGAAAUUUCCUAGCAGAUUAUGCACUGACAUUUAUCAUCCUCUGUGAUACUGUAACAGGCCUUUGCAGCCACAUACGGGAUUUUAAAUGCAAACAAAUCGAUAGCUAUCUAUAGUUUUUAAGGUCUUGCAGCCUUUUCAGCCAGGGAACAAUAGAUUUACCAGAAAGAGGAAAAACAGCUGUGAAUUAUUACAGAAUUAUCAGUUGAUGGAGAGGCUUUAAUUAGACAGGCAGUGAGUGGUUGGUGUAGCCACUCAGAUACUAAAAUAAAAUAGAGGGAUAUGUAAAAUAACUGAACCAGAAAGGGGUCAAACUCAUUUGGAGUGGGGGCAGGGGGAGAAGAAGGGCACUGCAUAAUGGUAUGGCUCUUCCCCCAGCGCAUCAGGAACAUCUGUCGCUUUACAGGGGUUGCUAAGGGGCCCCUUUUUCUUCCCUGGUAAAUCACCCCCAAAUCAGCUCUGUAGAGUCAAAGUCAGAUGCCAGACUUUCUAUAAGCCCUUGCCAAGCUUGGUGGGAGUUCUGUGGAUGUAAAGAGAGUAACUGAUGCAUGAGAUCUCAUUCUGGAUCUUUUAAAGAAUUACAUGGAACUGGUUUCUUUUGCUCUUUAAUUAGAGCACUCUGUCAGAUUUACCAUCCUAAAAUUAGUUGCAGAAUAAGGUACUGCUGAAUCUGAGUUCAGGACCUAAAAUCUGGCUCUACAAGUAAUGGAUAUUGGCACUUUCUCAUCAUUCCCCACCUUUUCCUAUUUUGAUUAGUUGUGGCUGCAGCUGGGUGUUAUGAAGUCCUCUUUCAGAAGCUUUGAGGGGGGGUUCAAAGACAAGAAUUAUGAGAUAUUUUCCAAAGCAGUAUCUUUUCACAGCAACCCAGGUACUAUGCUUCUCACACAACAAAUAGCUAAUUAGAGAUUGGACUCACUUCCUAUAUAAAGAGACAUUUUUGUAAACUAUGUGCAGAUUUUAAACAGAUGCAUUUUGAUUUUGACUAACAGAACAAGUAACAAAUAUGCAAUAAUAUUACACAAGGGGAUUACAACUCGAAGUUCAGGUGAGAAACUGCUUGUAUGCCCCAUUUUCAAAAAGAAGAGUGGUACUUCCUUAGGAAACGCUGGUGUCAUACCGCACAAUAGCGUAGUAGCUCUUUAACUCAGCCUCUUUGCCCCUAUUGUGGAAAUACAUUUCUGCUUGGACCUUUCCCAUUGUCACAGACAUGGCAUCCAAACCUCAAGAAGAUGUUUUGAGUCAAGUCCCAUAGCCUUCUGUAAGACAAAGCCCCCUUUGUUUAAAAUGGGGAAUACAGGAAGGACUAUAGCUAGGGAUUAUGAAGUCAAAUCCUUAAUAUGGGUCAGAAAUAUCACAGAAGCCAAUAAUUGAUAUGUCCUGCACCAAUGUCAGCUUUGUGAAAAUUUCACUAUGAAAGUAUAUAAGCUAAAAGAAAAUUACGCCCACUUCAUUUUAUCUUUAUCUCAACCCAUUUUAACUAUAAUUUUUGGAUCUUUUAGAUUCUCAGUGAAUGAUGAGAAUGGCCUAGCAAAAAUAUGUAUUCUUUGCCAGCCACAAUUCUGCUAAUAUAUAAUUUGUGGCAGGGUCACAUGUGGUCUCUUAAAGAGAUUGGCUAGAAUUUUCUGAAACAGCAAUUCGCAAACUGUGGCCUCUUGAGUUAUCGCUCAUGGGCCAUAAAAAAGAGCAUGGCCCUGUGUGGCUGGCUGUGUUCUGUUUUCAUUUGCCAACCUGCAUUAAAAGAAAAUGAAAACUACAUGAAGUAUUUUUAAUUUUACAUAUUUUCAUUAACUUUUGUCAUAAAUACAGCUUUGGUAUAUUUGGCUGCCAAUAAAGCAGAAAAUUAUCUGCUCCACUGAGAGGAGAGGCUGGUUCACAACACUUUCAUGCUUUAAAAUGUGGUUUGUAUUGUGAAAAAAACACUGGAAACUCACCAUAGAAAGCAAAUGGAUCAAGACCUGCAACCGUGUCAUCCUAUGAAUUUCCACAACUGUAAAAAGAGGCCAAAAUCUUUGAGAUGUGCAGUAUUCAACUUAAAAUAAUAGAGGCAUAGUAGUUAGAGCCCAAUGACUCAUCCAAGUUUCAAAACUAAUUAUGUAGAAAGGAUUUGCCUGGGAGAUGCCACUAGCAUGUCCAACCAGCAAUUAAGAACUAAGAAAGAAAUCAAAAAAGCCAGGGACAGCAAAUCUCAGCACUAGAAGACAGCUCAGAAACAAGCAACGGUAAAAGCCAAAUGUAAAAAAAAGGCUUUUAAAGCAUACUGUAUAAUGAAUUAUAUUUGUGCUUGUCAGUCACAAUGUAGAGGACAUCGCAAGAGGCAAUGUCAAAAAAGGCUGUUGCUAACUUGUAAAAAUACAUUUGAUAUUUGCAGUUAGGCCACACAGGGUCGUCUAUAUAUAUCUCAACGACAGAUAACAGUAUAAAGGUUGGAUUGCAACCAACUGCAAUUUUACUGGAAUCUUACUGCAGUUAUGAGAGUUGCAUGUGAGCCCAAAUCACACUGCAGAUCUUGAACCUGGCUCUGAUAUUAAGAAUAUCACUUCAUUUAAAAGUUUCUGUUGGCAAAAUGUUGAGGCACAUGUAGGGGCCAGAGCACUUCGUGGAAUUAUUUGUAAAUGCUGGUUGCAAGUACUGCUCUCUGAGACACUCUAAGAACGCUGUAUGAAUCGUGAGUGAAUGGGUACAGGGAGAUGUGAUUAGAUUUUGAGAGUUCUAAUUAAUUUAUAUUUGUUUGUCUAUUUGUUUAAAAUGUGGCUACAAAUUAAAAAGUUACAAUAAGUGUGGAGACUAUCUAGGGAAAUGCUACCUGACUGUGGUUCUUCAGUGAAGGACAUGUACGUAGAUAAUUGCUCCGUUUGCCAUGUCCGAUAGCCAGUCUCUGUAAAUAUGGACAGAACAAAACUGAGUUAAAGAGGUUAAAAGUGGAACAAGUGCUUGAAUUUGCUCAUGUAGAAGUGAAUGUCAGCAUUUGUGUGGCUUGUAAGGGAGUGGAAUCUCUUUUUGGUGUGAAAGCACACAUGGCUGAACAUCCAUAAGCUUGUCCAGAGCUUAGACAGGAGGUCUAACCUGCAGACUAGAUGCAUAAGGACAUCCUAGAAAACAAACUUUUUUGCAUAAGUACUUUUCAUAAUGUUUUUAUUGCCUGUGUACCUGCCAUAAGGUCUACACUGUGGACUCCACAGCUCAUCUUUAAAACCACAAAGGCUUUUCAGGCCUUUUGUAGUAGAAUCUGUGUGGGGAUGGGGGACAGGGUGAGGGCUGGAGCACAAGGGGAUGGCCUGAAAAUACCUACGAGUCUUUCCGUCUUUGGCCAAGACUGAGUUUCAGGCUGACGUACCUGUGCCAAUGUGAACUGACUGUUGACGGGACCAGUUCCCAGAGUGUUGGUGGCUUGGGCUCCCCCUUGCAAUCAGCAUGUGCCUAGAACUGCAGUCUACACAUUGGCACUUAUUCAAUAAGCCUAGCUUCUGAGCACUUCCAGUAACCUGUAAGCUUCGAGCUCAUCUUCGUGUGAGACUGAUAUACCUGGUCUGUAGAAAUUGUCCCGUAUUCUGCGUCGAUACACUACAUCUUCUUCUGCAGUGCAUUCAUUUGAAUGUCCCUAUCCAGGAUAUCUGUGCAGCUCUGAGCUGCUUUGUUAGCAAGACUGGAGUCUGCAGUCUGGAAACAAAGGGAAAGGUUUCAUCUGCAUGCUGCACUUGUAGAAAUUUAGCAGUUAAAAGUAGAAACACAUUGUUUUUUGCUAAAAUGAUAGUUUUGCUUAGUUGUUCAAGUGUUGUGCUUAUUAUUUAUUUGCUGAAUCCAGCUACUAUGUUGGCUUUUGUCAACAGUGCCCCUGCAGAAAAUGACAGUAUGAAAGUUUUACUUCAUGUUUAAGUAAACUCUCUGAGGCAGCACAUUCAUAAAGUAUUAGUGCACUUAACUCAGUUGAUUACCAUCCACAUGCCUUACAGAAGCAAAUCAUACCUGUAGUAAUUGCCCAGAUUAUACUGGUUUUCAUUGCCUAUGAGAGUAAAAAAAGACCAAGUGGCCAGUAACGAGCUGAGGAGUCAGGCACUCCUGGGUUUUUGUCCCUGCUUUGCCACUAUCUGUUCUGUAAUCUAGGGCAAAUUGUUUAAACUGUGUUCACUUUGAAUGAAUUCAUGUAAAACACUGGAAUUGUACCAGGGUUGAAUUUGACCCUCUGUGUCUCAGUUUCCACAUCUGUAAGAUGGGGACAAAAUACCUUACCUACCUCGCAGGGUUGCUCUGAAGACUAGCUAAUGUUUGUAAAGCGCUUAAAAAUGCAAAGACCCUCCUAGGUGCUAAGAAGAAAUAUACUGAACUCCGGCAGAGAGAAUGUUAUAUUUUUCCAUAGCUCUUCAUCUCGCAGGGAGAGAAACAUGAACAUUUCUAGAGCAUGGACUCUUGGGACAAACCCUCGUCAUUGCCACACUCCUAGGAGGUUCACAUCCUGUGUCCUUUGGAGCUGAUGGCAAAAUUUCCACUGGCUUCAGGUGAGGGGCAAUCAAGACCUAAGCAGUAGUAAACAGGCUGCCUAAAUGCUUCAAGGGUCAGGAGUAAGGAGAAAACAUACAUGAGUUAAGUAUUUUCUUCAGAAAUUCUCACUGGUGACUUGUACCAAGGGGCAUUGUAAUGCUGACAUGAGGCCUCGCUGUUCAUUUAGCCAUGGAUUGUAGUCCAGUUACUGUGAAACAAUGGAGCAAGAUUUCCCAUCAGUGUCUGUAAGACUAUCUCUCAAUUGCCACUGGGAAUUUCAACCUCCUUCAAGCUACUUCUUAUCAGAGUAAAAAGAACUUAAAUAAAUGAAGCUUUUAAAUAAACAUGUGUAAUCAUUUGGGAACAUAAAAUUAUAUUGAUCGGACAAACAACCUUCUCUUUUCCCCUCCCAUUCCCCAAAACCAACAACAUGGAGCCGAUCCUAUUCUUGAGCAAAAACCAAACUUGGAUCUUCUUAUCACAUGCGUGUACUCUUCCUUUGCUGUGGAGCCCUGGACCAAUCAUCCUGCUAACCCACUCUGCCCCUCUCCUGAAGGACUGAUACAAACAGCACCACUGAGUAGAGGACAAUGUUUUUAAGGGCUUUUCUAACUGGCAGCAGCAGUGGAGACAAAAAAAAAAAAAAAAAGGCAACAGAGGCAUCAAAGGGUUUGAGUGGUUCAUUAAGUCAAAGCCUCUACCAUUAGAAAUUCGCCCUAUCCAAGUAUAUUCCUAGCUUCUGUUAGACACCUGUAAGUCGGGGCAACACAACCAACACCUAAGUUACAGCUGAGACUUUACCCUCUUCUCCUCAGAUGAGAUACAAGAUGCUGAGGAGACGUCACAUGCACUGAAAGACACAGACCUCCAUUCAAGACAUUUAGUGUCUUGUAGCUGGGUGUGGAAUGAAGUUAAAUUAUUUUCACAUCUUGUUAAGAUGGAUGCUGCUUCAUUCCACUGACUUCAGUAAUAAAUUAAUGACCAAGAUGAAGGAAGCAGGCUUUUGCUCAAAGUUCCCUGUAAGGAAACACCACCAGCAGACUUCUGCUUGCAGGGCAGUUGCUUCCUGGGCCAUACUCAGAACAUGGAGGAUUCUGAAGUAGGGCUUUGCUAUUUCAUGUGAACUCCUUAGGAUUUGUGUUUGUAGCUGAGAGUUAAUAGUAUGGAGAAACAGUUUAUAGCAAAUCAAUUCUGUCUGCUAGAGAUUCAAGCACGCUUUAGUAAGAGGUAUCACAUUUAAGGGUCUGUGCAUGCAAUGAACAAAAAGUGUGAAUAUUGUUUGGUUCUGUUGGGAGGGUUUGAAAAUUUACUCUUUGUACACUUUUGGAUGCUGACUACUGUAUAUGUAAUGACUAUGCAUUUUUAGCAAAAAAAGGUGUGAGCUAUAAAUAAAGUUGAUUCUGG
This is a messenger RNA of Grus americana (Whooping crane), 7735 nucleotides long. RefSeq names its product progestin and adipoQ receptor family member 9 (gene PAQR9). Gene Ontology annotation, cellular component: membrane. Lineage: Eukaryota; Metazoa; Chordata; Aves; Gruiformes; Gruidae. The coding region runs from base 142 to 1383 and encodes 413 amino acids. The transcript has a single exon. Gene Ontology annotation, molecular function: signaling receptor activity. The record is from RefSeq and is a predicted model, not a curated record.